UAGGUCCACUAGUUUGCGGGAUUAGCCGCAGACAGACACGACCAAACGCAUGCCACCUGUUGGAGAUGAGCAAGUCCCCACAGUUGAUGUGGUCUCCACCAGUCACUUCCGCAACUUAAACAAAUUCAGUAAAGAUCUUGAAUUUUAGUUCGAUGUUUUACUUGUGGAAAAAGCUGCCCUGGUGCAGAUGCAAACAAGCAUGGCAUUGUUUUUGACUCCACCGACUGGAUCUCCAUCAGACGAGGAGGAGGAAUUGGCUGUGUUUGAGUCCACAGCAGCAGAGCUGGGAGUGCCCACAAGACCACGUCUGCCGGAGCUUUCCAUCAUUUCUCCAGGCCUGGAAACCCAGUUGUCCAUUUUAGAUGUGAAUGCAGUAGCAAAGCCUGGAGUGUCAAGACUACAAAGCAACAAUGGUGGGAGUGCUGAAAGACUGAAAGUUUUUCUGCGCAUCCGGCCACUCACUGAAAAAGAAAAGGAGAAGGGAGAAGAGCAGGGUUGUGUGACCAUCCAAAAUGACGAAACAUUGAUGCUCCAAGCUCCAAAUGACUCUCAGAACAUGAGGAAUGCGGAGAGAGGCAUCGGACAGAGCAUGCACAAGUUUUCCUUCACCAAGAUCUUUAGCCCAAUGACCAUGCAGCAGGAGUUGUUUGAGAGCACGAUGAAGAAGAUGGUCAGUGAUGUGCUUCAAGGGGAGAACAGACUCCUUUACACUUAUGGUGUCACCAACUCUGGAAAGACCUAUACCAUUCAGGGUACCGGUCGAGAGGCAGGCCUACUGCCCAGGGCUUUGGUGUUUAUGUUCAGGAAACUGCAGGGCCGUCUGUAUGGAUCUAUGGAUCUGAAGCCUGUGAUGUACCAGGAUAUAAGACAGCUCAACCCCAGUGAGGUCAGGGUGGAGGAGCUCCGCAGAGAAUCUCUUCUCAAAGAGGAUGAGUGCUCGAGCUCUCGUCGAGGUGGAACAAGCUCUACUUGCGAUAGUGGGGUUGCAGGACUCUCCACAACAAGUCACAUUGCCACACAACUCGAGGAUUCUGACAGUGUGUGUUUGGAGCUCGACAGCCUUUCGCAUAGUGGGGGAGAUGACCUAGAGGAGGAGGUGCGGUUCUCUGUCUGGGUUUCUUUCUAUGAGAUCUACAAUGAAUUCCUCUAUGAUCUACUGGAGGCUCCACCCUCUUUGCAGCCCAGGAAGAGGGCCACCCUACGGCUAAGUGACGACAAACAGGGCAACCCCUACGUGAAGGACCUCACCUGGGUCCAGGUCCGCAGUGCAGAGGAAGCUUGGAGGGUUCUGGGGGCUGGUCGUCGUAACCAGAGCUUUGCUAGCACUCAUCUUAACAAAAACUCCAGCCGGAGCCACAGCAUUUUCUCCAUCCGUGUUGUGCACGUCUACCCACAGUUGAGCCCUGGUCAGACUACACAUAUCAGCGAGCUGACUGUGUGUGACCUGGCUGGCUCUGAACGCUGCAAAUACCAGUGCAACGGUGAGAGGAUGAAGGAGGCCACCAACAUCAACACCUCCCUUCAUACCCUAAGUCGUUGUAUCUCUGCUCUGAGGCACAACCAGAGCAACAGAUCUCGACCCCCUCAAGUGGUGCCUUUCAGGGACAGUAAACUUACCCGGGUGCUUCAGGGUUUCUUCACUGGACAAGGAAGCUCCAGCAUGGUGGUGAACAUCAAUCCAUGUGCCUCCAUCUACGAUGAGACUCUCCAAGCCCUCAAGUUCUCUGCUAUUGCUACCGAACUGGUGCAUGGCCCAUCUACGAAGACCAGAGUGGCAUACAUACUGUCCCUAUUGCGUGAGCCAGCACCUGUUAACAGUGACAACAUUCUGGAGGAAGAGGAGAGUGAUGAUGAUGAUGAUGAAGGUGAUAUCUCCAUGCUAAAUACUGAGGAGCUGCUAUACGCUAUAAAUGUAUUGAAGAGAGAGGUGUACCGCCAACGUAAGGAGAAAAUGUCUCUUGAGGCCAGUGUGAGGGAGGAAGUAGUCUCUGAGACAAUGGAGGUCAUCUCUUCCAUGCAGAAAAAUUUCAGUGAAACUUUAGAAACGGAGAAGGCUCUGAUUGAGGAGAAGUUUGAAAAUAAGAUUGAUAAUCUUAAGAAACAUUUAAAGAUGUACUACAGCCAGGAAUUGGAGGAACGCGAUCAAGAGAUUGAAGCGCUCACUGCUGCCCUAGAGGAAAAAAACCAGGCCGACCCAAUCCCGCAACCUGUGCCACAAUCAAACCCUGAGGAGCUUCGCCGUUCUCAGCGCCUAGCUUUGAACUCAGAACUUAACAAAAUGAGCAUCGAGCUUGAUCAAUGUCGUGCUGAGCUGCACACUAAAACACAAGACCUUAGAAGAGUGGAGCUGCAGCUAUCUGUACCAGGUCCAACAGGCACCUUCACACAAGCUGCUGACCGUAAACUGAAGGAAGGCCAGAGGAAUCUCCGUCAGUUACGCCUGCACUUGCAGAGGCUGGGGAUGAACCUGCAGUCUGGUGAAAGAGCCUGUUGUCGAAACACAGGGGGAGAAAGGCUGCGUCAGGCAUUGAUAGAUGCAGAUGGAACACUUGCCAAACAGGACCAAAUCUUGGUGGAGCUUCAGAAUAACCUGCUGCUGGUCAUGGCUGACCUCAGACGGAAGGAUGAGAGCCUGGCCCAGCUCCAGAGUGCCCGGACCCAAAUGCCACCUUCAGGUUCUGCCACGCCUGGAUCUUGCAAGAAGAGGGGUUGCGGGGUAACAGCGCCUAACAGUGAAAACUUCCCCCCAGAGAAACGUGCUUUUUUCCCCUCUCCUUUUGCCAUGUGCACUCCACGCAAAUGUAACACUCGUAUUGGCGAGAACGCAAACCCCAGCCUUUACUCACGCAUCUUACGCUCCCGCCAACAAUCUCCACCUCCUAGCCCUGCCCCUACCCCUCGCAAUCAGAGGGGUAAGUGCUGAUCUCUUUGAAAUUUGAGAAUGUGGGUGGUGGCCCUUUUCGACAUUACAUAAAAACACUGCAUCAAGUGCCUUUAAUAUAACAGGUGCUUUUACCUCUGUUUUCUUGCCAAAUGUAUUUCUAUUAUAACCUGAUGUCCACAGCUUUGCUUUACAUGGGGCCAUUAGUAGCCUAACGGAUAGCAAUGCGAGUUUUGGAGUGGAUGGUGCUGAGUGGCCGAGAGAAUGUGAGCAUCAGAAAUGAACGAGAUAUGCUUUCUACUUCUUCAGCAACUGCUGCUGAGAUAUCCUCGGGCAAUGCAUGCGUCGCCUAACUGCUCUUAUCACAGAACGGGAAGUCCUGUAACUUCCCUUAAAUGGUUCUCAGAAGGUGAAAUGAGGUUUAAUAUGUCUUUGCUAUACAUGUCCCAUUUUUUACAUAAGGGACCAUAUCUAUGAUCGGUAGUAAACCUGUAAUACUAAAGAAUAGGAAUUCUUCUUUGAUAUGCUGUUUUAUGUAGUCCUGUAUUUUCUACUUAUGGGAUUUUGUAUCUUUUGCACAUUGUGUGUUGUGGAAUGUUGUUUUACAAGAUAAUUUGAUGGCUCUUUGGCCAUGGAGUUGUUCAUGGACAGAAAAACCAAAUUUACUUACGCAAAUGUCAUAAUCUUGACAUGGUGGGGAAAUAAAAAGAUGUUUC
Molecule: messenger RNA, 3597 nt
Organism: Lampris incognitus (smalleye Pacific opah)
Lineage: Eukaryota; Metazoa; Chordata; Actinopteri; Lampriformes; Lampridae
Gene: kif20a
Product: kinesin family member 20A
Exons: 19
Coding region: 188-2923 (911 amino acids)
Biological process (GO): microtubule-based movement
Cellular component (GO): microtubule; kinesin complex; nucleus
Molecular function (GO): microtubule binding; ATP hydrolysis activity; ATP binding
Source: RefSeq, a predicted model, not a curated record